AUGGCCGGGUCCCUGCCCUUGCGCGGUUUUAUUUCCGUGUGCCUCAGCGGAACCCGGGGAGAGUGGGAACUAGGACCAGGUGUGUCCCGACUGGCUGCCAGUGUGUCCCGGGCUGUUUGCUCCUUUGGCCGCGACGAUGUGGCAUCUCAAGUGUGCCCAUCUCUAGAAAUACGCAAAUAUGACUUCAUGGUUUCCUUGGCUUAUGAUACUUACGCAAACCUCAUUGAAAAUGGAGACGAAAACGGACUACAGGAGUUGCUCGCUACAAAGACGCUCGGCAUUGACGAACGAAGCGAGUGUGACAGAGACGUCGCGUGGAAGCGCGGCGUUUUUUCAUGAAUAUUUCUGGAACCCUGGGUACACGAGUGAAUUUUUGACCAUAGAUUCUCGAACCCCGAUGGAUGCCGCGUGAUCAUGCUUGAUGAGAUUUUCGUCGAUAUCAUCCGCCGACUUGGGCGAGCAAAUUUAAAUUAUGAUCCCUUCAUUCUUGUUUCACGAGGUUCUCUUUUAAUUAUUUGAACGCGUGCGAGUUGGAGAGGUAGAAGAGAAGAGGUGUACGAAAAUUGAUGCCAUUCUGUGUGAUUUGAUGGAAAUCGGGAAUUUAAAUCAGUUUAGGUUUCUGUCGAGAAAUCUGCGAACCUCUCGGAUAACUGAUAAAAUUGAGAUUUUUUUUGCGUUUCUUUGAGCCGAAAAAUGAUGAACUGUAUUUAUAUGAAAAGCGCCUAAAUUUAGUUAUGAAUGAAUAACUCAAAAAUUUUUAGUGAAUUGAUGAGGGGAAAAUUGUUGUAGUCCUGUGCUGUAAACGGUAUUCUCAGUUCUGGU
This is a messenger RNA of Notodromas monacha, 822 nucleotides long. NCBI's taxonomy places the organism in Eukaryota, Metazoa, Arthropoda, Ostracoda, Podocopida, Cyprididae. The record is from the annotation of a GenBank genome assembly.